This is a messenger RNA of Mycena indigotica, 2550 nucleotides long. Its product is annotated as Other ulk ulk protein kinase. Gene Ontology annotation, biological process: protein autophosphorylation; autophagy; peptidyl-serine phosphorylation. The transcript is spliced from 11 exons. Gene Ontology annotation, molecular function: ATP binding; protein serine/threonine kinase activity. The record is from RefSeq and is a predicted model, not a curated record. Gene Ontology annotation, cellular component: autophagosome; cytoplasm. Lineage: Eukaryota; Fungi; Basidiomycota; Agaricomycetes; Agaricales; Mycenaceae. Bases 1 to 2550 code for a protein of 849 amino acids.
AUGCCCGCUCCCGCUACAACUUCAGGACGAAGCUCGACUACCAGUUCUAAUCAUCCUGGCCGGUCCGAGGAGGAUGAGGAGCUCCGGCCCUAUGUAAUUGGGAGUCAUAUUGGGAAGGGGAGCUUCGCGACGGUAUACAAAGGCUACAAUGAGGAGGACCACAAAACGGUCGCUAUCAAGACCGUCCUUCGCUCAAAGCUUUCGCCAAAGCUGUUUGAGAAUCUCCAGAGCGAAAUACAGAUCCUCAAGUCGCUAUCUCAUCGGCACAUUACCAAGCUCAUCGACAUUGUGCGGACGGAGCGUAACAUCUACCUCAUCAUGGAAUAUUGCGCGGGCGGCGACCUGACCAACUAUAUCAAGACACGAGGCAAGGUGGAAAGCCUCAAAUAUGCACCUAGUCCUGGAGCAGCUCUACAAUGGUACCCCCAUCCCAAGUCCGGUGGUUUGGACGAAAUCGUUGUGCGGAGUUUCCUUAGGCAACUUGCUCGGGCGCUCAAGUUCCUACGUAUUCGCCACCUCAAUCUCCUGCUAAAUCCUGCUCCACCAGAAGAGCUCGCUCGUGGGCACCCCAUCGGCGUUCCUAUCCUCAAAGUUGCUGACUUUGGCUUUGCGCGCUCGCUCCCGAAUGCUAUGAUGGCAGAGACACUAUGUGGUUCUCCUCUCUACAUGGCACCAGAGAUUCUUCGAUAUCAGAAGUACGAUGCGAAAGCCGACCUGUGGUCUGUGGGAGCCGUUCUUUACGAGAUGGCUGUUGGAAGACCACCAUUCCGAGCGGGGAACCACAUUGAGUUGCUGAAGAAGAUCGAACAGUCCAAAGCCAUUCGCUUCCCAGACGAAGACCCCAAAGUAAUUGCGAAGAAUCCCAACGAGCCUCCGCCGGUCGUGCCAGACGAUAUCAAGCGUCUGAUCAAGAUGCUUUUGAAGCAACUUCCAGCAGAGCGCGCUGACUUCCAGCAGUUCUUUGGUAGUAUGGCCCUUGCUAAAAGCAAGUUUCCACGACCAGAGCCCGAUGCCGAAGACGACGACAAUGCGCCUGCUGGAGGUAUUCCCGCUCAUCAUCUCAUCAUACCACCCGAGGUCCUCGAUCCAAAGGCCAUGAUUCCACCCAGCAAGUUCCAUUUCAGGGAGAGAGGGGAGAACGGCGAGCCACGAAUACCGGCCACUGCUGGAUUGCCAUCAUCUCCAAUAUCGACUUCUCCUCGAGACAGGGCACCUAUAUCGGACAAGACAAGGCGACCAUCGUUUCCUCAAAGUUCGAAACCAUUACGCGUUCUCUCUACAGAGGCCUCGAUUAUUCCUGGCGAGACAGAAGAGGACGGGAAGCUCCGACGGGAAUAUGUGCUCGUUGACGAUACCCAAGCUGUCGAGUUCAAUCGCGCGGUAGACGAACUCAAUACCGCGCCAAGGCGACCUCUACUCGAUCGAAGAAUACCUCAAACCCCAGCGACAGAAGAUCCUCCAGAAAGCCCGACAUCAUUUCCACCAGCCCCACAUGCAUAUCCUGUUAUUCCACCCCCUCCGCUCUCUUCGUCACCCUCAAGCAUUGCUUCCCGUGCUGCAGCCAACGCGCUCAAUCGCGCCUUGAGCAUUGCAUCGAAGAAGCUUUUUGGCGCCAAUCCUGCUCAUCGACGGUCGACCUCUUCACUUGCCUCGAAUGUCGGGGACCGGGAAAGUGCUCCACCGUCGCCGAGACGACCUCAUAUCAUAACACUGGAUAAUGAAGGCGAACGAGAUCCAUUGGAAGACGAGCUACUUGCGUCUUUGGAGAUUCUAGCCCAGAAGACGUUUGUUCUGACGAACUGGGCGGACGAGAUGUACGAAUACGUCAAAGCUGUGCCCCAGAAACCACUACCGGAUCCAAACAAGUUUGAGAAACGGGAAGGCGAGGGGGACAAGAACGCGCGGCGACGCAAGCAUGCAGAUAUGGAGGCGGAGUACAAUGCUGUGACUUGUGUCGCGGUAUAUAUGCUCCUGAUGUCCUUUGCUCAGAAGGGCAUCGACCAGCUCGCUCGACAUCAGGAACACAUGCGGAUGCGCCAUCCUGAUGGCGACUUUAUUGUCAGCGAGGGGUUUGACGAUGCUCUGUCUUGGUUUACGGACCAGUUCCAGAAAUGCUAUGAUAGGGCCACUCUUGUCAAGACAUGGCUUCCGGCAACUUAUGAUGGCGCGAAGAGUUGGCUCGACCAACUAGUUUAUGACCGGGCUCUUGUUCUGAGCCGAAGUGCUGCCCGCAAAGAACUCUUCAACCAGGCAACGUCGCCAGACGAAUGCGAGAAGCUCUACGAGGAAUCCUUGUGGUGUCUCUACGCGCUCCAGGACGACUUGCUUCAGACGGGUAACCCGUUUAUGGACGAGGACCGGACGACGAUCGACACGUGGAUAAAGCGGACGAAAUUGCGCCUGCAUCGAUGUCGCGUGCGAAUGGCAAUGACCGAUAAGGAACGACUAAACGACGUCCGCGCAGACAAUAACCUCGCUGACAUUGCACGAAUACCUGCGCCUUGGGAUGCAAAACCCACUGACGCGGUUGUACCACCACCUCUAUCUUGA